This is a messenger RNA of Ceratotherium simum simum (southern white rhinoceros), 2372 nucleotides long. It is a transcript of the gene PROKR2, whose product is annotated as prokineticin receptor 2. NCBI's taxonomy places the organism in Eukaryota, Metazoa, Chordata, Mammalia, Perissodactyla, Rhinocerotidae. Gene Ontology annotation, biological process: neuropeptide signaling pathway. Gene Ontology annotation, molecular function: neuropeptide Y receptor activity. The record is from RefSeq and is a predicted model, not a curated record. Gene Ontology annotation, cellular component: plasma membrane.
UCUGCGUGUUGUCCACUGGAUGUGUCUCCUUCCAGGAUCCCGGAUGGCGUGUUGAUUCCCCAAGGAUGUGGGCCGAGUGCUAGACCUUGUGACAGCAGAAGGUCUGGACCCCCAACUCAGAGUGCUCAGACCCCCAAGACUCCCUGCCAGCUUCACCAUGGCAGCCCAGAAUGGAAACACUAGUUUUGCAGCCAACUUCAAUCCACCCCAAGACCAUGCUUCUUCCCUCCCCUUCAACUUCAGUUAUGGUGAUUACGACCUCCCUCUGGAUGAGGAGGAGGACAUGACCAAGACUCGGACGUUCUUUGCAGCCAAGAUUGUCAUCGGUGUGGCGCUGGCAGGCAUCAUGCUGGUUUGUGGCGUUGGCAAUUUUGUCUUUAUUGCUGCCCUCGCCCGCUAUAAGAAGCUGCGCAACCUCACCAACCUGCUCAUUGCUAACCUGGCCAUUUCCGACUUCCUGGUAGCCAUCAUCUGCUGCCCCUUUGAGAUGGACUACUAUGUGGUACGCCAGCUCUCUUGGGAGCACGGCCACGUGCUCUGUGCCUCCAUCAACUACCUGCGUACUGUCUCACUCUAUGUCUCCACCAAUGCCCUACUGGCCAUCGCCAUCGACAGGUAUCUCGCUAUCGUUCACCCCUUGAAACCACGGAUGAAUUAUCAAACGGCCUCCUUCCUGAUCGCUUUGGUCUGGAUGGUGUCCAUUCUCAUCGCCAUCCCGUCAGCCUACUUUGCAACAGAAACUGUCCUCUUUAUCGUCAAAAGCCAGGAAAAGAUCUUCUGCGGUCAGAUCUGGCCCGUGGACCAGCAGCUCUACUAUAAGUCUUACUCCCUCUUCAUCUUCAGCAUCGAGUUCGUGGUCCCUGUGGUCACCAUGACCCUGUGCUACGCCAGGAUCUCGCAGGAGCUGUGGUUCAAGGCGGUCCCUGGUGUCCAGACGGAGCAGAUCCGGAAGCGGCUGCGCUGCCGCCGGAAGACGGUGCUGGUGCUCAUGGGCAUCCUCACGGCCUACGUGCUGUGCUGGGCGCCGUUCUACGGCUUCACCAUCGUGCGCGACUUCUUCCCCACCGUGUUCGUGAAGGAGAAGCACUACCUCACCGCCUUCUACGUCGUCGAGUGCAUCGCCAUGAGCAACAGCAUGAUCAACACCAUUUGCUUCGUGACCGUCAAGAACAACAGCAUGAAGUACUUCAAGAAGAUGAUGCUGCUCCACUGGCGUCCCUCCCACCACGGGAGCAAGUCCAGCGCCGACCUCGACCUCAAAACCAGCGGCAUGCCGGCCACAGAAGAGGUGGACUGUAUCAGGCUGAAGUGACCCACUGGUGUUUCACAACUGAAAAUCCAAAAGCCAGUACUCAGAGCACAAUUCACCAAUAACCAAGUUCACAGGCUCCACAGGGAAAGGGUGACUGUCUUUACACCUCACUGCCCUCAAGGAGCUGGAUGCUUCUUGGUCAUAACACGCAAUGAGACUAGACGCAAACCGCAGCAGCUAACAUUUACUGAUAUCUGCUCAACACCUACUGUGUGCAAGCCACACCAAUGAGGUUAGACAAGGGCAACAGGAGCUGACAUUUACUAAUGACCUACUGUGUGCAAAAACGUUAAAAUAACAAAACAAAAUGGUGGAAGCUAUGAGAGUCACCAAGCUGUAUCCAGAUGUGUAGAUGGUCAGACAGAAGCCACAAAUGGUAUCUGGACUCAUUCCUCAUCUUCCCUCAUUCUAUAUCUUGUCAGUGCAGGGAUGGCAAAAGGCCAUAGAAUAAGGCACUUAGACAGGAUGGAAUAGUAAGCAUAAGUUCAUCAGAGUGUAGGGUUUACAGCCUCAUGGGAAGAGAGUUCAUGCCAUCACAUUGAGCUUUCCCACCCAGCUCCUACUACCUCCCUAGGACAUUCUCUAGGAUUCUGGCUGCCAGAAAAGAAUUUUUUUUCAUACCAGGUCAUUGGUUAUCUAUAAUGGUGCAAUUUCAAAGGAAAGAACCAAAAAAUCUCUUUUCCACUGAUGCUUGAAAGCUCAUCAUUCUUUUGGGUGAAGACAGACAAUCCUGAAAUGAGGAACACAUCCAGUUCCUGACACUUUAAUGUAAAGGAUUUCAGGGGCUCUAGUGUCAGGGAGGAAGGGGAGAGGGAAAGGGGUGGAGCUUGCCAAUGGCAAUGAACAUAAUCUGUUUGGCCAUUUUGCUAAGUCCUGGACCACUUUUCUAGAACAUGCCCUCUUUUGCAAAGAUGAGCUCUACUUGGAAUCCAAAGACCUGGGUUUAAGUCCUAACUCUCAGAUUCAUGUGACCUAGAUGUUUACUUCCUCUGCAUCUCAGUUUUGCUUCAGUGGAAUAGGGAUGAUGAAAAUAUCUUCUCUGCCUACGUUACAGGACUGU